Molecule: messenger RNA, 1512 nt
Organism: Stereum hirsutum FP-91666 SS1
Lineage: Eukaryota; Fungi; Basidiomycota; Agaricomycetes; Russulales; Stereaceae
Product: galactose mutarotase-like protein
Exons: 9
Coding region: 290-1435 (381 amino acids)
Biological process (GO): glucose metabolic process; beta-D-galactose catabolic process via UDP-galactose, Leloir pathway
Molecular function (GO): carbohydrate binding; aldose 1-epimerase activity
Source: RefSeq, a predicted model, not a curated record
CAUCGCAUGCUGCACGACGUUUCUGACUCGCUUGCCGACCCCCUGACCAUCGCUUUGCCGUCAUAGUCGUCUACCACUCUUGUCACCUGCUCAGAAGGCUCGCGAGGUGCAUCACUCUCGAAAAACCUAAAUAUCAUCACGCGGUCAUAGCGCACCAUUUACUCUGCUUCAAUUUCAAUGCUUGCAGGGUAUAAAUCGUCUCGGGAUUGGGGUCACAACCCGUUGGACAACCCCACAUCCACUCCCUAGUCUUUUUGAACGGCCACCCUUCGCCGUUCCAGCUACGUCGAUGAUUCUUCCCGCAGUUCUUUCAGUCUGUCUUCUUCUCGGGUUGUCCAAGGCUACGUCUCUUCCUCCACGGCAGUCCGACGAUCCGUUGAAACUGGUACAGCUUGAAGCACCCGAUGGGUCCGCGAAGGCACAUUUCAUCCCGUACGGUGCCAUCACGACGAAUUUUUGGGUGAAAGACAAGCACGGAAACUUUAGGGACAUUAUCCUUGGAUAUGAUAACCACACUAACUAUCUGACCGACGCUCUGGGCCACCCAUACUUCGGGCCAGUAGUUGGAAGGUACGCGAAUCGUAUCAAGAACAGCACAUUUACCAUCGGGAACAACACCUACAACAUAUCAGCUAACGAAAAUAACGGCCUGGAUACCCUUCACGGAGGAGAAGACGGUUUCGACCGGCGGUUAUGGACGAUCGAAGAGACCACUAACUCAUCCGUGACCUUCAGUUUGACUGACCCUGAUGGCAUGGAGGGCUUCCCUGGUACUGUCAACGCCAAUAUCACAUACACUUUGGACAAUAAUGCAACAUGGAAAAUCAAAAUGCAUGCCACUGCGACUGAACAAACGCCCAUCAUGCUCAGCUGUCAUCACUACUGGAAUUUUGAGGCCUACCAAGAGACUCAGACUCUCGAUGAUCAUUUUGCUCAGUUCCCUGCACACCAAGUUAUUGGCGCAGACGGUAUACUCAUUCCUGAUGGUUCGCUUGUCAACGUCACGGGCACCCCGCUCAAUUUCCGGACGGCCAAAUCCAUUGGUGCUGCUAUCAAUCAGACGAUCGGCUUGGAUUAUUGUGGAACAGGCUGCGACGGUUUCGAUAACUGCUGGAUAUACGACAAUAAUACCUCCGAUAGCCCCGUGUUUUCCCUUUGGAGUGUUAACUCCGGUAUUCGCCUGGAUGUUACGACCAACCAAGCCGCUCUUCAGAUGUAUACCUGCGACGGUAUCUACAACGCGAGCCUACCCAUACCCCGGAAAGUCGAACAAGGUGGUCCUUCGACCUUCUACCAGGACCAUUCGUGUCUCGUGGUGGAGCAGGAAUCUUGGAUUGAUGGGAUUAACCAACCCGAGUGGGGAAUCGAUCAGAUCUAUGGACCAGACAGGGACUAUCUUUGGGAAUCGGAGUACGCGUUCUCUGUUUUGCAAUGAUACGAAGGCGUACGAGCUGUAUAGCCCUUUAUCUAUUCACCAUAAUUUGUUGUUCUCGAUGACAAAGAUUCUCGAAC